AUGUCGCAUAAAAGAAUCUACCAAGGUCCUGAGCUAGAAGAGUUAGAAGCCGGGAAUUCACGCAUAUGCGGAGUUGAGACAGUCUCAAGGCGCCUCCGUUGCUGGCAACCGUUCUAUCUGCCACGGUCGGAUGGUUACCAUUCCAUCGCCAUGGGUGAUAAUUUUUUCUGUGGGCUACUUCAGCUACCUGGAAGGAUCAGUUGUGAACAAGAAAUAAGUAUAGCCAAAGUGCCGAGUGGUGACCGCUACAUCGCGAUAGCGGCUGGGUCAAGACAAGCGCGUGCGAUCACAGUUAACAAUGAUGUGGAGUGUUGGGGGCAAACGCCGUUUCCGGCAUGUGAAAAGUUCUCAGCACUCGCGAUUGGGGAAAACCGUAUCUGCGAUCUUAGAUGGUCUAAUGGAACAGUGGUGUGUUGGAGCAAUAAUAACCGUUUCAAUCUGCCACAGACGCUUAAAGACAUUCAUUUCACAUCAAUAUACGCCAAAGGGGCAAUCUUUUGCGGUGUUGCCACAAAUAACUACACUCUAUAUUGCUGGGGAAAUGAGAAUUUUGAAUCGGGUAUUUUCGCUCCGUUCCAAGGUCAAGUGGUAAUGCCAGGACCGUGUAGAAAAGAAUGCCCGUAUGGUCCAUUGUCAGGAUCACAGUCAUUAUGUAGCAACAAUUUAAUGAUUUGCGAUUUGAAGAGAAAGGAUGGAGUAUUUCCCGUUACACAGGCACAACAGUACUCUAAGAACAAAACCUGGAGCACAAGAAACAUUGUGUUUGUUGCGGUUGGAUGCGUUGGAACGUUUUCUUCGCUCCUAGUCAUCAGUUUCUUGAUCUCUAAAAGCCACUACCGAUGUCGUGUCCAUGACUCUGGACGUCUUGAUGAUACUAGGAAAAUAGACAUACCCAAGCUUGAGAAGAGGAUGACUAGUCUAGCUAGUUUAGGGAACCCUAGCCAGCUCACGGAGUUCUCCAUUGACGAGCUGGCUCAAGCCACAAAUGGUUUCUCUGUCCGGUUUCAGCUCGGGGUAGGCAGCUUUGGCUCUGUUUACCAAAAUGUUUUGUCAGACGGACGUCAUGUGGCCAUCAAACGAGCUGAGCUCACAAACAUUGCAUUGUCUGGGACAACGAUGAGAAACCGACAAGCAGACAAGGAUUCAGCGUUUGUUAACGAGCUAGAGUCUAUGUCGCGGCUAAAUCACAAAAAUCUUGUUUGA
Messenger RNA from Camelina sativa (false flax), 1203 nucleotides. The record is from RefSeq and is a predicted model, not a curated record. Lineage: Eukaryota; Viridiplantae; Streptophyta; Magnoliopsida; Brassicales; Brassicaceae.